CUGCGGAUGACGAGGCCGAGGACGAGGUCGGUGGCCCGGAUGGAGGCCGCGGCGGCGGCGGCGGAGGGGGAGGCGCGGAAUGCGAGGAAUCCCGACGGCGCCCAAGGUUCGAGGCAGCCGAACGAAGGUGAAGGUUCGAGGAGGAGGCCGGACGCCGCCGCUGAAGGUUCGGGGGAGCCCGUCCCCGACGCCGAAGCCGCGGCGCAGUUGGCGGUCGUGCCGUUCGAUGAGGAUAUCAACCAGUACCUCCGGGCUCUCGAGUCAUGGAUAUUGGAUUCUGUUCUGCUUUGGUUGAUGAUGGCUAGGGAAAUGGCAAAAUGUUUGGAUACUGUACCAUUCAGGUGCAGUGAAUUGUCCUUCCAGUUCCAGAGGGCUGAUCCAACGAGGAGGCCGAUGAUUAACUAUGAUCAGGUGAUACAACAAGGGCACAUCACAAUGCGUAUGAGGGAGAUGCUACUGGACUGGCUGGUGGAUGUGGCUUAUGAUCGCGAAAUUAGUGAUGAAGGACUUCACCUUGCAGUUUCAUAUGUUGACCGCUUCCUUUCGAUGAAUUCCAUAAACCGGAACCGUCUGCAGCUGCUUGGUGUCACUGCACUGUUUGUUGCUUCUAAGUAUGAAGAACGUAGCUAUCUCUCUGCAAGAAAGCUCAGUGACAUGACUAAUAGAACUUACACCGCGAAGGAGGUGGUGGUGAUGGAGGCUAACAUACUAAGAGAUCUGGACCAUAAGUUGGGGGGUCCCACUGCAAUAACCUUUGUACGGACAUUCUUAAGUAAAUGUAGAGGCAAGAAGCCAAGAGACAAAAGACUGGAGUUGAUGUGUAGCUAUCUUGCGGAACUGAGCUUGUUAGAUGCUUACUAUAUAAGGUUUCUGCCAUCGAUGGUUGCUGCUGCUUGCUUGUUCGUUGCCAAGUUCACAAUCAACCCAAAGACUCGUCCAUGGAAUUUGUCGGUUCAACGCAGCACAGGCUACAGGGUCUCCGAUAUAGAAGAUUGCAUUCGUGCCAUACAUGAUUUGCAGCGGCGCAAAAACAGAAAUUUUUUGCCGGAAGACGGAAAUGUAUCGAAUCUGACAGCAGUCAGAGACAAGUACGAGCGCGACGAGUUCGAGAGAGUGGCCACAAUUGCUCCACCAAAAACAAUCAGGGCGUCUUUCCUCAAGGAUCGCGAGUACGUGAACGGCUGAAGUGCUCUUGCAGCAUCUUUGCCACCUGCAGGCGGUGUGGAAUAUGCGCAUCUUCCGACACUCCUUUUGGUAAAUAUCCAGCAUCUCCGCUUCAGUCGCAUUGACAUUGGUAUUUUUUGUAUCAUGUGCGUCUGAAGCGUUUCUGUACAGAGGUUUCAGGUUUAGAAUACGACGGUAUAUGAAUGUAUGAUAGUCAAAAUGAUGUUUCAUAUGAAGGUUUUCACUUUCCAGGCAUAUCCUAAAGCUUUAACUUUUACUCAUCAUUUUUUUUGUUGAGAAUGUAUUGUGCAUAACGCAAGCACUGUAGAAUGAUGAUUGACGGGCUUAUUUACAAAAUUUAAAUGGAGGCAGCAAAUAUUGCAUAUGCCAUCA
Molecule: messenger RNA, 1557 nt
Organism: Oryza brachyantha (malo sina)
Lineage: Eukaryota; Viridiplantae; Streptophyta; Magnoliopsida; Poales; Poaceae
Product: putative cyclin-F3-2
Exons: 9
Coding region: 7-1185 (392 amino acids)
Biological process (GO): mitotic cell cycle phase transition; regulation of cyclin-dependent protein serine/threonine kinase activity
Cellular component (GO): cyclin-dependent protein kinase holoenzyme complex; cytoplasm; nucleus
Molecular function (GO): cyclin-dependent protein serine/threonine kinase regulator activity
Source: RefSeq, a predicted model, not a curated record